Chironomus riparius is the source of this 1968-nucleotide messenger RNA. NCBI's taxonomy places the organism in Eukaryota, Metazoa, Arthropoda, Insecta, Diptera, Chironomidae. The record is from the annotation of a GenBank genome assembly.
AAAAAAGUGAAGUUGGAAAUAAAAUUUUUAACGUGAAAAGAGAAAGAAAAAAAAAUUUUUUUGCGAUAUUUUUCAUAGCUUAAACAAAUAAGUUAUUUGUGUUCAAUAAAAAAAGAAAAAUAAAACAAGAAAGAUGGCAAAGAAUUAUGAGGAAUUUCGUAUUCAUGGCAAACAAAUGGUUGACUACAUUUGUGAUUAUGUGAAAAAUAUGGAUCAGAAAACAGUUGCACCAAUAACAGUUGAACCCGGAUUUCUUGCACCACAACUUGCCAAAGAAGUUCCAGAAUUACCAGAAAGCUUUCAGGAAAUUUUGGGUGAUUUUGAAAAGAAAAUUAUGCCAGGCGUUAUGCAUUGGAAUCAUCCAAACUUUUUUGCAUAUUUUGGAGCUGGAAAUGCCUACCCUUCAGUUUUAGGCGAUAUGUUAAGUUCCGGAAUAGCAGCUAUUGGAUUUUCAUGGGCCUCGUGUCCUGCACUGACAGAAUUGGAAACAAUAAUGCUCGAUUGGUAUGCAAAAGCAUUAGAUCUUCCAGAUUUUUUCCUCAGUAAAAGCAGUAAUUCAAAAUCUUUGGGUGGCGGUUCCAUUCAAUCAUCCGCAUCAGAUGCUAUUUUUGCAUGCAUGUGCAGUGCUCGUGCACGUGCUAUUAAGAAGCUUAAGGGGGAUAAUCUUGAGAUUCAUGAUAGUGUAUAUUUACCACAAUUAGUAUGUUAUGCUUCGUCCGAAGCACAUAGUAGUGUUGAAAAAGCCGCAAAAAUGAACUUGGUCAAGUUGAGAGUCAUUGAGCCUGAUUCUCAUGAUUCAAUGCGAGGCGAUGCUUUAGAAAGGGCAAUUGAGAGAGAUAUUGCACGUGGACUAACACCGUUCUUUGUUGUUGCAACACUAGGAACGACAAGUCAAGUGGCAUUUGAUAACUUAGUGGAAAUUGGAGUUGUAUGCAAGAAAUAUCCAUCAUUAUGGUUUCACGUUGAUGGUGCUUAUGGGGGAAAUUCUUUUCUCGUACCAGAAAUGAGACGAUUUAAAGCAGGAAUGGAGUAUGUUGAUUCAUUUGAAGUGAAUCCUAAUAAGUUAAUGAUGACAGCUUUUGAUUGUACAUGUAUGUGGGUUAAGAAUGUUCUAACCUUCACAGAGGCUUUUGCAGUUGAUCCACUUUAUCUGCAACAUCAGCACGACACAUCAGUUGUUGAUUUAAGACAUUUUGGCACUCCUUUAAGUCGUCGAUUCCGAUCGCUUAAACUGUAUUUCAUGUUUCGAAUGUACGGAUUGAAAGGACUACAAGGUUACAUAAGACGAGUCAUCACUAUGGGCAAACAUUUUGAGAAACUCGUGAAAACAGAUGAACGAUUUGAGAUAAGAAAUGAUGUCAUUCUUGGACUCGUGUGCUUUAGAUUAUUGCAUCCUGACGCUAUAAACCAAGAAUUUCUCGCUCGAAUGAACGCAUCGGGAAAAAUUCAUCUGACACCAGCCAAAGUUAAAGGAAAAUAUGUAAUUAGAUUUGUUGCUAACCAAGAGAAUUGUAAUGAAGCACAAAUAGACGGUGCAUGGAAAACAAUACAGCAAUUCGCUGAUGAGCUCGUCGGAGAAAUUAAACCUGUUGAAAAGAAAGUUCGUCCAAGGCUCAAGAAAUUGGACCGUACACAUUCACAGCGUUUCUCAUUCACCCGAAAUGUAUCGCAAGAAAUCUAUGAACGACAAUCAAGCAUACAAAAGCUUAUGGAUGGAGCAACACCAAUUGUUGUUAUUGACACAAAUGAUAUACUUUUGAGCCUCCAGAAAGCUACUUUGCAAAAUAAAGAGGCACAAGAAAGAGAGAGAAUAGACGAGCAUCACAGCAAAUGUAAUGGAACUAAUGGAGCUUAAUUUAUCUACAUAUUUUAGUAGUGUUACGAUAGUAUUAUAACAUAUAAAUAUUUAUUUAAUGUUGUCAAACGUCUCUCUUUAAUUUUAUUUUAAUAAAUAUUUCUAUUGACUUA